Molecule: messenger RNA, 645 nt
Organism: Dracunculus medinensis (Guinea worm)
Lineage: Eukaryota; Metazoa; Nematoda; Chromadorea; Rhabditida; Dracunculidae
Source: the annotation of a GenBank genome assembly
AUGUUUGUUCUGGCUGUCAUGGAAGAUAACAUAAGGGUGAAGCCGCAUCAAUUCGGCGAACUUUUCGAACAGGUAGUCAGAAAACAGCUUAACCAACGAUUCGCAAAUAAAAUAGUCCCUGGCCUUGGGCUUUGCAUAGCGGUCCACGAUUUUAUAGAAGUGGGUGCCUCAUUCAUUCUUCCUAGUGAUGGCAGUUCACAUACUCGCGUGAAGUUUCGAUUCAUCGUUUUCAAACCAUUUGUCGACGAAAUAAUAGAAGCUGUUGUUGCCUCAAGCAAUAGUAAAGGGCUUACGUUGUCAUUGACAUUUUUCGAUGAUAUUUUCGUUCCCGCCGAACGACUUCCGCAAACUUCAGUUUUCGAAGAGAAUGAACAAAUUUGGUACUGGGAAUAUCGAUCAGAUGAAGAUGAACCCCCAGCUAAAUUAUAUAUGGACCCAGGGAAAAGAAUUAGGUUUCGCGUUGUCGAGAACAUUUUCAAAGAUAUUGAUCCUGGUCUUGCACCGGAAGAAGCAAUGAAAGAAAAAUCAUAUCAAAUAAUUGGCUCAAUGGCGGAAUCAGGCUUAGGUUGUGUGCAGUGGUGGGCACCGGCAGAGGAGGCUUUUUAUGAGAAAGAUGAUGAUGAAGAAGAUCAAGAAACAGAUUAA